CGCGUCAGUCCCUGUGGUUCUGGAGGAAGAGGGGGAAGAUGAAGAGGAGCGGGCAGUGCAGGCGGGCGGCCCAGGAGGUGGCACUGGCGGGUCCUGCCCCUGAUAAAGUGGGUUGGGUCAGACAGUACUGUGGGCGUGGCCUGUUCAGAGAGCUGUGGAAGAACCGAUACCUGGUCCUAAGACGAGAGCGGCUCUGGGUCUGCUCCAAAGAGGUAAAGGAGGAGUGCAGGGCUCAGCUGGUGUUGGAUCUUUCCAAAUAUGAACGCUGUGAAGAACUGAAGAAAGACAAGAGCCGCAGCAAAAAGAGCCACAGCCGCUUCACCUUGACACGCCGAGCUCCAAAUACUGUCCACAGUUUAGUGUUUCUGGCAGUGAGUCCUGAGGAGAAAGAGUCCUGGAUCCAAGUCCUGAACUCUGCCAUCAACCGAGCCAAGACCCGGCCCAAAGACCCCACCUUAGACCAGGUGGCACUGGAGGAUGGAGCACUGGUACAUUUGACCAAAGACCGGGUUCGGGUCCCACUGGGGCGUAGACUGCCCUCACGAGGACACCUACUGGCCGUGGCGUCCUCAUCCCAUGGCUCUCUCACCUUAGACUUGGUCUCAGAGGAGGACUUCUGCAGCAGAGGAUCAUGGGAGAGGGACAUGCACGGGGCUGCGGGCAUGCACGUGCCCGGGGGCCUGCACGUGGACUGCAGGGUGGUGGGGGGGAGGCAAAGGGCAGGAACAGAUGUGUCUAAACUCAGACCCAGAGAAACCCGGGUCAAGACUGGGUCUCUGCCCAGAACCAGUGAGAGGAACUGGGGCCGAGGAGAGGCCAGCAAGGCCCUGAAAAACCGCAGCAACAUACAGGUGUUUAAGGGCCAGAGCCGGACUCCACAGCCCGGGAAGAAGCUCAGUUCUCAGGGAAGAAACCGCUGUGCGUCCAUGGAUGAAGUCCUGAGGUGCAGACCCGCUCUGGUCCAGUCUGAGCUCCGAUGUCCAUCUGAGGAGCGUCCAGUGGGGCAGCUCCAGAGUCUGAUUGCACAGAGGAUGCAGAGAGCCCAGGAGCUGCUGGAGGAGAUGAGACUGCAGGAGCUGCAGAAAACCAAAGCCCAACAAGAACGAGCCGCUCACAAGAACGAGCCCAAGACUCAAAACCAGACCAAGACCCAGUCCAGGUUUGGAGGACCCACAUCUCCCCGAGUCAAGACCAAAGACUCUCCUCAGACUAAGAUCAAGAAAAAGACCAUCACAGACUCCCCCAAAACCAGAGACCCCAACAAGUCCAACCUAAGUCCCAAAGACAAGACCAGAGACCAGUCCAAGUCCUCACCGAGAACCAGGAUCCACAGUGAGACCCAAAGACUCCAGACAUGUUCACAAUCCUCAGCAAAACCAGUUCAAACAAAACCAUCUGAGACCCAGAGUCCAACCAGAGCCAGACCGGAACCAGACCCGGGUUUAGAGAAGAACCAAGAUGGACUGAAUCUGGACCAGAACCAAGGCCCUGAUGUUUAUGAACAGGAUCAGGACCAGGACCAGAGUCAGGACUCGGACUUGGACCAGGACCGGAAUCCUGAUGUACAGGACCAGCGUGCAGAGGCAGAGCGUCUCCUACAGGAGGCACUGUGCUCCUGGAAACAGGCCCAGGAGGUUCUGAAGGAGGUGAAGGAUCUGCAGAGCCAGACGCUGAGAAGGCAGAGACGCAAGACCUACCAGAACCUGAGACCGGAUCAGGACCAGAGACUGGGUCGAGACCAGGGACCGGAUCACAGCCAGGAGCAGAACCUAAAACGGGACCAGGACCAAAACCAGGACCAAAGAUCAGACCCGAGAUCAGACCAGAGACCAGAUAAGAGACCAGACCAAGACCAGAGCCAGCAACCAGAACAGAAUCAGGAGCAGAAUGGAGACCAGGACAAGGAUCAAGAACCAGAAGUCAUCCAGGAUCUGACAAAAACCGAGAGCAAGACGAGACAGAGCCAAGGAUCCUACCUGAGCCAGAGCAAAACUGGCUCACCUGGGAGGGAAGUGUCAGGGUCACCUGACACAGACAGCUAA
Messenger RNA from Periophthalmus magnuspinnatus, 2042 nucleotides. Its product is annotated as pleckstrin homology domain-containing family O member 1-like. Bases 39 to 2042 code for a protein of 667 amino acids. The transcript is spliced from 12 exons. The record is from RefSeq and is a predicted model, not a curated record. Gene Ontology annotation, biological process: regulation of myoblast fusion. Gene Ontology annotation, cellular component: muscle cell projection membrane; ruffle membrane. Lineage: Eukaryota; Metazoa; Chordata; Actinopteri; Gobiiformes; Gobiidae.